This is a messenger RNA of Aspergillus chevalieri, 1635 nucleotides long. RefSeq names its product nucleobase cation symporter-1 family protein. Gene Ontology annotation, biological process: nucleobase transport; transmembrane transport. The transcript is spliced from 7 exons. Gene Ontology annotation, cellular component: plasma membrane. NCBI's taxonomy places the organism in Eukaryota, Fungi, Ascomycota, Eurotiomycetes, Eurotiales, Aspergillaceae. Gene Ontology annotation, molecular function: nucleobase transmembrane transporter activity. The record is from RefSeq and is a predicted model, not a curated record. The coding region runs from base 1 to 1635 and encodes 544 amino acids.
AUGAAGCUAAACAAAAUACUCAAACGCCUCGAAAUCGAUGAUGAAGGCGGUCCCAUCCCAAACCGAUGGAUGAACAACGAUAUCAAGCCGGUUGAGGCCGGCCGUCGGACAUGGGGAUUCUGGAUGUUUCAUAACUUUUGGAUUCUGAUCAAUUCGAAUAUCUCCACGUAUAUGACGGGCAGUUCGUUGAUUGCAAAUGGCUUGACCUGGUGGCAAGCUGUUGUUGCGAUUGUGGUGGGCAAUCUGUUGGUUAUGAUUUUUGUGGUCUUGAAUUCGUUGCCGGGGAUUUAUUAUCAUCUUGGAUUCCCGGUUGUCAAUCGAUAUGUGUGGGGUCUGUAUGGAAGCCAGUUCGUUCUGUGGAAUCGGAUACUUUUGUCACUUGUCUGGUACGCCUUCCAAGCCUGGAUCGGCGGCGAAUGCAUCUACGUCUGCCUCCAAGCAAUCUGGCCCUCGCUCGAAUCCCGAAUCCCAAACCACAUGCCAUUAUCCACCGGAAUGACAACCGCCAAUUUUGUCGCCUACAUCGUCUUCAUGGUGAUUUCGUUGCCAGUUAUAUACGUCAAGCCGCACAAGUUGCAGGUUUUCUUCUACGUCUCCGCAGCUACCAUCCUCAUCUUUGAAAUUGUUGUGCUUAUCUGGUCCAUCCUCACGAUGGGCGAGACGGGCUUUGGUGAUACCAUGUCCGAUAAGGAUGAUGGUUACUCCGGGUGGAAUAUUGCCUUUGGAAUCGUGAGUACGAUCGGUAGUAUUGCGGCUGGUAUUCUGAACCAGAAUGAUUACGCCCGAUUUGCGAAACGGCCUCAUGAUGCUAUCCUCGGGCAGCUGAUUAGUUGUCCGCUGUACGCUAUCGCAUGCAGUGUCAUCGGGAUACUGGUCACGGCUGCUACGCAAGAGCGGUAUGGUGAGGCGUUGUGGAAUCUGCCUGAUUUGCUGAGUGCGGUGAUUACGCAUGGAGGAUCUCGUUCCCGCGCCGCGGCGUUCUUUGGUGGUGCUGCGUUGGCUAUUUCGCAGAUUGGGGUUAAUGUUCCUGGGAAUGCGCUGUCGGGGGGAUUUGACCUCGCCGCUACAUUCCCGAAAUAUAUCAACCUUCGACGCGGUGCAUACAUAACAGCAUUAUUAUCUGUGGUCUGCAAUCCGUGGAGACUAGUUAACACGGCGACGACCUUCCUCUCCGUGCUCAGCAGUUACUCGGUAUUCCUGGGCCCGAUGAUCGGAAUUAUGAUUGCGUCGUAUCUCGUCGUCCACCGGAGGAGAAUCAAAGUGGAGGAUCUAUUUCCCUCUCAGAAUCCGAGGGAUAGUAUAUAUUGGUAUAGCUAUGGAGUGAACUGGCGGGCUGGUAUUGCGUGGAUAUGCGGCACAACGCCUUCCCUGCCUGGUUUCGUGGCGAGCGUCAAUACAAGCGUUACAGUGCCUAUCGGUCUCACACAUCUGUAUUAUAUAUGCUUCUUGACGGGUUUCAUUAUCAGCGCGGCGGUUUUUUGUAUAUUGCACUGGGUGUUUCCGGUGCCGGAGGUGCAGAGAUUCGUCGAGUCGGCAGGGUCAGUCCAAGUAUUUGUUAGGGAGUAUCGGGAGGAAUGGGAUGGUAGUGCUGAAGGAGUUGAGGGUGUCGUUAGGGUUGGGGGUGGAAAGAUAUAG